Momordica charantia (bitter melon) is the source of this 1493-nucleotide messenger RNA. It is a transcript of the gene PRK, whose product is annotated as phosphoribulokinase. Gene Ontology annotation, molecular function: ATP binding; phosphoribulokinase activity. Gene Ontology annotation, biological process: carbohydrate metabolic process. The record is from RefSeq and is a predicted model, not a curated record. Lineage: Eukaryota; Viridiplantae; Streptophyta; Magnoliopsida; Cucurbitales; Cucurbitaceae.
UUCCUCUGCAAGAAAAAGAGGGGGUGAAAAGAAGGCUAAACCCAUAGCUUAGAGUAACCAAAGAUCCAAAUUGAAACGCCAUCUUUUUCCCCCUCCUGAGUUGCUUUCUGAGGAGAGAGAGUGAGAGAGAGAAUGGCAACAGUUUCCACAGCCAAGUCCCUGAACUACACAGAAUCAGUCUACUCAUCAUCAAAAACCAGCUUAGGAUAUCCCCAAAAACAGGUGAUUUUCUUCACCAGAGGCAAGAAAACCAACAAGAGAGGGCCAUGGCUGAUAACCUGCUCAGCAGGUGACCAACAGACAGUUGUGAUUGGGCUUGCAGCAGACUCAGGGUGUGGGAAGAGCACAUUCAUGAGAAGGCUAACCAGUGUGUUUGGAGGGGCAGCAAAGCCACCAAGAGGUGGAAAUCCAGACUCCAACACACUCAUCAGUGACACUACCACUGUGAUAUGUUUAGAUGACUACCAUUCAUUGGAUAGGACUGGAAGAAAAGAGAAGGGAGUCACUGCUCUUGACCCAAGAGCCAAUGACUUUGAUCUCAUGUAUGAGCAAGUCAAGGCUCUCAAGGAUGGGAUUGCAGUUGAGAAACCAAUUUACAAUCAUGUCACAGGUCUCCUAGAUCCACCUGAGCUUAUUAAGCCCCCUAAGAUCCUUGUCAUAGAAGGCCUACACCCAAUGUAUGAUUCACGAGUCAGGGAUCUUUUAGACUUCAGCAUUUACUUGGACAUCAGCAACGAGGUCAAAUUCGCAUGGAAGAUUCAGAGAGACAUGGCGGAGAGAGGCCACAGCCUCGAAAGCAUCAAAGCAAGCAUCGAAGCACGAAAGCCAGAUUUCGACGCAUAUAUCGAUCCACAGAAGCAAUACGCCGAUGCGGUGAUCGAAGUUUUGCCGACGCGACUGAUUCCAAAUGACAACGAAGGGAAAAUUCUUAGGGUUAGAUUGAUAAUGAAGGAAGGAGUAAAGCAUUUCAAUCCAGUUUACCUGUUCGACGAAGGCUCCACAAUUUCAUGGAUUCCUUGCGGGAGAAAGCUUACGUGCUCGUAUCCUGGAAUCAAGCUUUUCUGUGGCCCUGAAACCUACUUCGGCCAUGAGGUGAGCGUGUUGGAGAUGGAUGGGCAAUUUGACAGAUUGGACGAACUGAUAUAUGUAGAGAGCCAUCUAAGCAACAUCUCCACCAAAUUCUAUGGCGAAAUCACACAACAAAUUCUGCAGCACUCUGAUUUUCCUGGAAGCAACAAUGGCACAGGCCUCUUUCAGACCAUCAUUGGCUUGAAAAUCAGAGACCUGUAUGAGCAGAUUAUAACCUCCAACCAACCUUCUCAGCCUCAAUCAGCAAAGGCCUAAAUCUUGUCGGUUCGGUUUGUUCGUCGAGUGGUAUCGGAUCGGUAGUAGUUUUGUGAUAUAGAGAAUUACAUGUAUUGUUUUGUUCGGAGUGUAAACAAUAAAUUUAUUGUAGGAAUAAAUCUCGUCUCCAUGCUUUGAGAUAUUUUCUG